Molecule: messenger RNA, 960 nt
Organism: Scutellospora calospora
Lineage: Eukaryota; Fungi; Glomeromycota; Glomeromycetes; Diversisporales; Gigasporaceae
Source: the annotation of a GenBank genome assembly
AUGUUAAUCUUUCAAAAUGAUCUAACUGAGACAUGGAAAAAAACAGAUAUAAAUUCGAGGUCCCUUCAAUAUCAUAAAUCCGCUAACAUUACUAUUCGAUUUAAACUUUCUAAAGCUCUUUAUAGCUUUAAACCUUUUAACAAACUCUAUCGCUUUAAUUCCUUUAAUUCUCCAAUACAUUACAACAAUUUAAACCCAUUACCCUUCGUAAUCAUGCUUGCGACUAAAUUCCUAUAUGCUGUAAUUACCAUUGUAUCCGCUUUCAUCAUAAUUGCGGACGCAAAAUUAUGUCGCACUAACGCAAACCUUAACAUCCGUGCAAGUCCAUCUACAAAGGCAAAGAUUGUCCGUGUUGUUACUAAAGGUUCUAAUGUUGAUAUUACUUGUCAAACUACUGGCGAUACUGUUGACGGCAAAAAUACUUGGGAUAAAUUAUCCGAUGGUACAUAUUGUUUUGAUUCUUACAUAAAUAAUGCUGUUGGUCUUCCGCGUUGUGAUACUAAUAAUGGUCAACUUAGUAAUGAUGGUUUAAACUUUAUAAAACAAUCUGAAGGAUUCAGGCCUGAUUUUUAUGGUGAUUCUGUGAAAAUUAAGACCAUCGGUUAUGGUCAUGCUUGUCAUGCCGAUCCAAACCACUGUAAUGGAAUUCACGCUCCAAUCACUCCUGCACAAGGAGAGGCUUUACUUAGAAGUGAUUUGGCCUCUAAAGAAGAUUGUGUUAAGAGAUAUACCUCAUAUAAUAUUGAUUCAAAUAAAUUUUCUGCUCUAGUUAGUUUUUGUUUUAACCUUGGAUGUGGUGCAUAUGAGAAUUCUUCAUUACGUAAAAAGCUUAAUGCUGGUGACAUAAAGGGAGCUGCUAAUGAGUUUCUUUUAUUUAAUCGUGCUGGUGGCAAAGUAGUUCCAGGUUUAACAAGACGUCGUGAAGCUGAAAGAAAUUUAUUCUGCAAAAGUGGUGGCUAG